Messenger RNA from Synchiropus splendidus (mandarinfish), 4549 nucleotides. RefSeq names its product LIM domain kinase 1a (gene limk1a). The transcript has 15 exons. The record is from RefSeq and is a predicted model, not a curated record. Gene Ontology annotation, biological process: actin cytoskeleton organization; positive regulation of stress fiber assembly; protein phosphorylation. Lineage: Eukaryota; Metazoa; Chordata; Actinopteri; Syngnathiformes; Callionymidae. The coding region runs from base 287 to 2242 and encodes 651 amino acids. Gene Ontology annotation, molecular function: protein serine/threonine kinase activity; protein binding; ATP binding. Gene Ontology annotation, cellular component: nucleus; neuron projection; cytoplasm.
ACUUGAAAUGGUCAUAAUAAUGUUUAUGUGAGUGAAGAGUGUUAUGUUCAUACAUAUUGAUUUGUGCUGUAAAAGUGCUGCUCUGAAGCAAGAGAUGCUUGCUGAGGUCAAGCGUGUGAUGUCACGAGUUGACCUCUAUUCCCAGAAGACACUAGGAUGACAGGAAAUAAAGAGGCUGCUGCUCUGAGGGCGGAAGUGGAGGAAGGGAGCGUCGAGUGCCGAGAGCCAGAAACAUUGAUGGCUGUGACAACUGGGCGUGGAGGCUGGUACCAUCAGAUCUGCUGACAUGAGUCUGUAUGACUGUCAAAGCAGGAGCCAGGGUCCGCCAGGGGAUUCUGGGGACAUGUCAUUUAACAACCAAAGCAGCAAGAUGAAGGACACAAAGUGUUGUGAGUGCAGCACAUCACUGUCACACUGGUACUAUGAGAAAGAUGGACACCUUUUUUGCAAGGAAGACUACUGGGCUAAAUAUGGGGAGCUGUGCCACGGCUGCAAUGAUCCCAUCACCACCGGCCUCAUCAUGGUCGCAGGGGAACAAAAGUAUCACCCGGAGUGCUUCACGUGUUUAAACUGCAGGACGUUCAUCGGCGAUGGAGACACGUAUGCUCUUGUGGAGAGAUCCAAACUGUACUGUGGUCACUGCUACUACCAGACUGUUGUGUCUCCGGUGUCACUGCCGGACUCCCCGUGCUCCAAAAUCCCUCACACGGUGACAUUAGUGUCGAUUCCUGCCUCUGCCGAGGGAAACAACGGGCGAAGAGGGAGGGGGUUCUCUGUGGCUGUCGACCAGCCGCUCAGCCCGACUAACGGACUCAAUCCUGAUCACGGACGCACCGUCAGAGUCUCGCAGGUGGAUGCAGACUGCAUCAGUCCAGAUGUGAAAAAUUCUAUUCAUGUUGGAGACAGGAUCCUAGAAAUAAAUGGGACCCCAAUUCAUAAUGUUCCUUUGGACGAGAUCGACCUUAUGAUUCAGGAAACAAGUCGACGGCUUCAGCUGACGAUCGAACACGACCCUCACAGUCUGCAGCAUGAGGGACACUGCACAGAGGCAGAGGAGCUGGGGGACGCCCCGGUGUUUUCCCCUCUGUCAGACGGCCCCAUCCUUCCCAUCACCCAGCCCCCUAUCACUGAUCUCAGUAGUCUGCGGUCGCACAUCAUCACGCGCAGUUGCAGCACUGACAAGUCUCCAGGUUCCAGCACGGCUGUGUCCCCGGUGUCUCAAAGAAAAGACAUGAGUUUAUCCGGGUCGCUCCGUGUGGCCUCAAAUCGGGUGCAUAGAAUCUUUCGUCCGUCCGACCUAAUCCAUGGGGAGGUUCUGGGGAAGGGCUGCUUCGGACAGGCUAUCAAGGUGACCCACCGGGAGACGGGGGAGGUGAUGGUGAUGAAAGAGCUCAUUCGCUUUGAUGAUGACACUCAGAGAACCUUCCUGAAAGAGGUGAAGGUCAUGCGUUGCCUUGAUCACCCCAAUGUCUUGAAGUUCAUCGGGGUCCUCUACAAAGACAAAAGACUCAACUUCAUCACUGAAUACAUCAAAGGAGGAACUUUGAGGGAGAUCAUUAAGAAAAUGGACUGCAGCUAUCCCUGGAACCAGCGGGUCAGUUUUGCCAAGGACAUCGCUGCCGGAAUGUCAUAUCUACAUUCCAUGAACAUUAUCCACCGGGACCUGAACUCUCACAACUGUCUCGUACGAGAGAACAACACCGUGGUUGUGGCAGACUUCGGCCUGGCUCGUCUCAUGAUCGAUGACAAACAGGAAAAACUGUCUCACGCCAAGUUGCCCGGUCUGAAGAAGCCUGACCGCAGGAAGAGAUACACUGUGGUGGGGAACCCCUACUGGAUGGCACCCGAGAUGAUCCAUGGGAAGAGUUAUGAUGAGAGAGUGGACAUCUUCUCCUUCGGUAUCAUGCUUUGUGAGAUCAUCGGCAGAGUCAACGCAGACCCUGAUUACCUGCCCAGAGCUCUGGACUUCGGACUAAACGUGUCUGGCUUCCUGGAGCACUACUGUCCCACCGAUUGUCCGCCGGCCUUCUUCCCCCUUGCUGCUGUUUGCUGUGACCUUGACGCUGACAAACGCCCUGCUUUCACUAAACUAGAGGAGUGGCUGGAGAAUCUGAAGAUGCACUUAGACACGGGGCUGCCUCUCAUGUCAGAGGUGGAUCAGCUCCACAAGGACUUCUGGAAAAACAACAGCAUGAAACCCUCUGAAAAUGGCCUGCACGUCCACCCGGAGCAGCCGGAAUGAGCACAUAAGAACCGGAACAUCACCUCUCGACAGUCCUCCAUAGUGUCAACAGUGUUUGAGGACCGUGCUGAUUUGAAGAGGACGAUUCAUGUUGGUGCUCGUCUGUUGCUCAAGCGGACGCAGUGGAAGAAACUCAGGUGGAACAUGAGGAUUUCAGAAGCCACAAGUGCGAAGCGCGAGUUUAGAGUUGGUGAAAUUGAAGGACAAAAACUAUGCCUGAUGCUGCCCACGGAGAUGAGAGGGAAUAUAUGACUUAUGCAAUCAGAUUGAUACCACACUCUUCUAUCGUCAUAUUCCACCUUCUUGAUAAUAGUCUACUGAGGACUUUGUGGGGAAACUCACAUAAAAAAGGACACUUUAUCUUCCUGAUCCCCCAACGUUUUUAACGGCCCCACCCAUGUCACAAACCUGGCUCAAUGGUCAUGACAGGCCCAUCGCUUCCCCUGUGUUUCCAGCUUCAGCCCGCAUCAUGAAGAGCGCACGGCUAUAAAUAAUACUGUCAGGUCAAAUGCCGGUUCCUCACAUCCCCUCUGUACGUAUUAGACAGACUAAGCCCCUUCUGGUACUCACUGAUGGAACUAUUGUCCUUCACAUUCUGUCUCGUGUAAAUAGCUUGUGACGUUGUAAAUGUUUAAAUAUUGUACAGACAUAUUUUCUAUACGACAUUGCCAUAUUUUUAUUGGCGGUCAGGUGAGUGUAACUGGAGUUUGUCUGAGACAGAUUGAUGGCUGGUUAUCUGAUCAUAGAUUAUUCAUAGUUUGAUUUAUUCCACUUCUAAAUUGCAGAAGGAUUCAGGUAUUCAGAUUUGGAAGGUGUUUGCUGUGUCUACUUGGUCCUGUGUUGCGUCUUCAUCGUCUUGAGUCUGCCUCCUGGUGUGAUGCCACUCACUCAUCUACAAGUCCAUUGGCCCAUCUUUGCAUUCAUUUGGACUGUUUUCAUAAGUUGUAUGUCUGUUGAUCAAAUUUUCAGAAAUCCUAAUUCUAUUUAUUUGCAAAUACUAUUCUGGGUUUGAACUCUGAAUGAAUGGUUCUAAGUGUGGCGUCACCUUCAAUGUUUUCACCAUCUGUCCACCACUGUUUGUUUACAUGUUAAUGUUUGCUGGAAUUGUCAUUGUAAAUAUGUGUGUAAACAUAUCUAUAUAUACAGUAUAUAUAUAACUGUCGACUCUGGCAUUUUGUCUUUGUGUAUUGCAUAGAUAUAGCACUCCUCAGAAAUACUCUCUUCCGCUCUAGCACCUUCCAAUUUCUUGUCUGAAAUUGUUUUUGCUUCCACAAGCUGCAUGAUAUACAAGCUAGGUCUGGUUUUCAGCUUCUGAACUCAGCCACCUUUGUAAUAUUGUGAUUUUUACAAAAUUGAGAAUGCAGAGAAAGAAAAUGAGGCUAGAGAAGCGUCAGUUUUCUUUGGUAUGAAACUAGUGAAAUCUUUUUGUAAAGAUGUAUGUGCUUUUAUUUGCACUAUAUGGCUGUUUUAUGCCGUGUUCGUUUUUCACUCUUGGGCUACUUGUGAUACGGAUGUUUUUUUAUUUGGAUCAGGAUGAUAUUUGAAUGCUAGACACUGAAAGAGCCUUUUUAUGAAGUUUGGCUUUAAUCAGAUCAUUUUGUUUGUAAUAAAACACGAUCAAAACUUCAGUUAUAAAGAUGAUUUGAUGUCGCUGCCUUUUGGUUGGUCCUCUGUAUUCAAUUUUACCUGACUGAAAGAUGGUCUUACCUCAAAAUACAGCACUUAAAAUGGCCUGUCUCACCGUUUCAUCACACCCUUGGCUCAGGUCUGUGAUCUUUGGCUAUUUGAAAAAAAAAAGAAUCUUUAAAAAAAAGCAUGUGACUGACUAACCAAUAGCCAAUAUUCUUGGUAGCUCUGGGUCUUGAUGUCUGUGAGCUUCUCUGUUACUGUGUGGCUUUUUGUCUGUCUCCGCCCUCACCUGAGCCAUGUUGAGCAUGAUAGUGAGGAUGUCUGGAUGGUGGAUGAGAAUGUUGCCGCAGCACUUCUUUGCAAAGGAUCAAUACCUCUGAUCAAUGCUGUGCCUUUGUUGUAAGCUAGCCUUGCCAACGACUCAAUCCAGUUUCCUUUUUAAAAUGUUUCCCUGAUCGCUAGCCUGAUUCAAGUGUAUUAAAUAUCACUGCUGAUACCUGUCCUGUAUCAUAUUUUUAUUGUCUAGUUUUGUUUUUUUUUUAAGCUUUUUGUUUCCAUGUUUAACUUUUUUUUUUUACACGAGCUGUGAAAACAAUUCUGCACUUUAAUCUUUUAAACAUGUAGAUUCUGAGGAGAUGAUAUUUUGUUCUAUUUUGUCAGCUAUAAAAUAAAACUGUU